AUGGUUGAUUCUUCUCGUGAUUCGUGUUUCAAAGCUGGUAAGUUUAGUGCUCCAGGUUUUCGAUUUCACCCUACUGAUGAAGAGCUUGUGGUUUAUUAUCUUAAGAGGAAGAUCUGUUGUAAAAAACUUCGAGUCAAUGCCAUUGGUGUCGUUGAUGUUUACAAAGUCGAUCCUUCUGAAUUGCCUGGUAAUUUUCAACACCUUCUUAUCGAUUUUGAUUCAUGUCUAUCGAUGUUGAAGACGGGAGAUAGACAGUGGUUCUUUUUCACUCCAAGGAAUAGGAAGUAUCCUAACGCAGCUAGGUCAAGUAGAGGUACUGCAACUGGUUAUUGGAAGGCGACAGGAAAGGAUCGAGUCAUUGAGUACAAUUCAAGAUCUGUUGGACUCAAGAAGACUCUUGUUUUCUAUAGAGGUCGUGCUCCUAAUGGUGAGAGAACUGACUGGGUGAUGCAUGAGUACACUAUGGAUGAAGAAGAGCUAGGGAGAUGUAAGAACGCUAAGGAGUAUUAUGCUCUUUAUAAGCUUUAUAAGAAGAGUGGGGCUGGUCCUAAGAAUGGUGAACAGUAUGGUGCUCCGUUCCAAGAAGAAGAAUGGGUUGAUAGUGAUAGUGAAGAUGCAGAUAGUGUCGCUGUACCGGAUUAUCCCGUGGUCCGUUAUGAGAAUGGUCCUUGUGUGGAUGAUACUAAAUUUUGCAAUCCUGUCAAACUUCAGUUAGAGGAUAUUGAGAAGCUUCUCAAUGAAAUCCCAGAUGCACCCGGGGUUAACCAAAGACAGUUUGAUGAGUUUGUUGGUGUUCCACAGGGUAAUAGUGCAGAAGUGAUACAGAGCACAUUGCUGAAUAAUUCUUCUGGAGAGUAUAUUGACCCUCGGACGAAUGGAAUGUUCUUGCCAAAUGGCCAGCUAUACAACAGGGACUCGAGUUUUCAGUCCCAUUUGAAUUCAUUUGAGGCUACCUCUGGUAUGGCACCUCUUCUAGAUAAUGAGAAGGAGGAGUACAUUGAAAUGAAUGAUCUUCUGAUCCCUGAGCUCGGUGCUUCUUCAACAGAGAAAUCCACAGAGUUCUUGAACCAUGGUGAAUUUGGUGAUGUUAAUGAAUACGACCAAUUGUUCAAUGACAUAUCUGUUUUUCAGGGAACUUCUACAGAUCUGUCUUGUCUGAGUAAUUUUACUAAUAACACAUCAGGCCAAAGACAGCAAUUACUUUAUGAACAGUUCCAGUACCAGACACCUGAGAACCAGCUUAAUAACUACAUGCAUCCUAGUACCACUCUUAAUCAGUUCACUGACAAUAUGUGGUUUAAAGAUGAUCAGGCUGCUCUCUAUGUUCAACCACCACAAUCUUCUUCUGGAGCAUUCACUUCACAGUCAACAGGUACUUAAAAAGUCUUUAAACUCACCCUCAUCUCAGAGCAUUCCCUUAUGUUGUCUGCCAAGUUAUAUUUCCCACGAAGCAUUAGUUUUUGAAUUUAACCAAGACAUGUAUAUAUUAUACUCUGUUUUCUUUUUGUUGAUAUCAAACCCUCUUGUUAAGAUCUUGAAACAUAAUAACCUAGGGCCUUUUUUACUGAUACUUUGUGAAUACCAACUUACUUAGGUGUGAUGCCUGAGUCUAUGAAUCCCACUAUGAGUGUAAAUCCCCAAUACAAGGAAGGACAAAAUGGUGGUGGAACAAGGAGCCAGUUCUCAUCAGCUCUGUGGGAAUUAUUGGAAUCAAUACCAUCAACACCAGCCUCUGCCUGUGAGGGUCCUCUUAACCAGACCUUUGUGCGUAUGUCUAGCUUCAGCCGCAUCAGGUUCAAUGGAACGUCAGUGACUAGUAGAAAAGUCACUGUAGCAAAGAAGCGUAUCAGUAACAGAGGUUUUCUUCUGUUAUCAAUUAUGGGUGCUUUGUGUGCUAUCUUCUGGGUGUUCAAAGCCACCGUUGGAGUUAUGGGAAGACCUCUCUUGUCGUGACCUAGACUCUUGAAUCUUGAUUCAGCAUAAGUUAGCCUGAUCCACAUCUUUGAUUAUGUAUAGAGUUUGAAAGAGUUUAAUUCUUAACAAAAGAUUUCUUUUUUCCUGGAUUCUCUGAUGGCUUUGAAAUUUUGCUUGCACUUAUCAUAUUAAGCAGAAUUUUUGAA
Molecule: messenger RNA, 2120 nt
Organism: Arabidopsis thaliana (thale cress)
Lineage: Eukaryota; Viridiplantae; Streptophyta; Magnoliopsida; Brassicales; Brassicaceae
Gene: NAC016
Product: NAC domain containing protein 16
Exons: 4
Coding region: 1-1380 (459 amino acids)
Biological process (GO): regulation of DNA-templated transcription
Cellular component (GO): membrane; nucleus
Molecular function (GO): DNA binding; transcription cis-regulatory region binding
Source: RefSeq, marked reviewed